Molecule: messenger RNA, 9949 nt
Organism: Podarcis lilfordi (Lilford's wall lizard)
Lineage: Eukaryota; Metazoa; Chordata; Lepidosauria; Squamata; Lacertidae
Source: the annotation of a GenBank genome assembly
AAACUGUCAUAUUUUACUGGCAUAAUUGCUAAAGAAUAUCAGACUUCUUUGGGCCACCUUUUGAAUUCCCCCACAAAAUGCCCCCAAUGUUGUGAAAAGCUUGUGUUGCUCUAUUUGCCAAGGCUGGUCCCAUAAAUUCCACGUGAUCUCUUAACUAUUCUGGAGCCACCCAGUCAAAAGUCUCCUGCUGGCUCCCGCUUUCCACGUUUCCUUCAGAGCUCUAGGUCCUGAUGAUGGCAGACCAGCUAUUAAAAGAAAUUGAGGCUGCAGGCAUCACGGACCUAUCAGAAAAGAGGUCCCUGGUGAUAAAAUGGGUAAAAGGGCUGUUCCCAGGUGUGGAGGUGGUCACCACAGAAACCCUUCAGCAGUGGAUGAAGGAAAAACCAGAGGAGCUGAUCAUUCUUGUAAGUAGCAACUUCUUGCUGGCAGGAAUAGUUAAACUGCGGAACUCCCUUCUGCAGGAGACCACCAACCUAAAUGGCUUUAAAAAGAUGAUUAGGCAAAUUCAUGGAGAAGAGGGCUAUUGAUGGCUACUAGCCAAGGUGCCUAUGUUCUGCCUCCACAGUCGGAGGCAGAGCGGUCAGGAGCCGCCAGGAACAGGUGGUCAGCUAAAAUGAAUUGAAGGCUUCAGGGCCAACUGUAUCCAUAAAGGGACUGAUGUACAGUGGUACCUCUGGUUACGUACUUAAUUCUUUCCGGAGGUCCGUUCUUAACCUGAAACUGUUCUUAACCUGAAGCACGACUUUAGCUAAUAGGGCCUCCCACUGCCGCCGCACCUCCGCCGCACGAUUUCUGUUCUCAUCCUGAAGCAAAGUUCUUAACCUGAGGUAAUAUUUCUGGGUUAGUGGAGUCUGUAACCUGAAGCGUAUGUAACCCGAGGUACCACUGUACUCUCAGAAUCUCUGAUGAUUAAUAGAAGGUUAGAGAGAUCAAAAGUUCGUAUUUUUUCGCAAAGGGAGAAUUGGGGAAAUAUGACCUGUCUGGCUUAAAGACUAGGAAAGAUAUGAAAGUGGUCAGCUUGGAAGCAUCUAGAUAACAUUGCAGUGAUGAGUAGGAGGUAUGGUUCUGACAAGGAUAAAUCUUGACAAAUAUUGCCUUUUGAUUUCCUGUCCUAGUGGACUGUUGUGGGGGGGGUGUUGCUGUGGGUGCAAUUUAUCUUGUAUUCAGUAAAGCACUUGAUAUUUUGGUUAAAUGUGGGGUAGGUGAUAGCACCACCAGGUGGAUUCACAGCUGACUGGGAAACACCCCUCAACCAAAAAAAGUAUAUUUCUCAUCAAUGGUUCCUCAUCCAAAGAGAGGGAGGUUUCUACAAAAUCUGGGCCACAAAUUUAGAAAUGGAUGCAGCCCAGUCCUAUGCCUGUUUAAUCAGGAGGACGGCUGACUGAGUCCCAAAGCAGGCCUGGGAUUGCAGGAGCAGCAGCACCCAGCUUCUUCCCAAAGGAAUGCUUUUCAAGGCACAAGGGUGUUUGAAGUGGGAUGGGGACAGCCUUGGGGAUUCCUGUGGCACUGGGCAUCCCCAAUAUGUUGAUGCCAGGCCUCCCAGAGCACAUACUCUCCAACAUUUCUCUCAUGAAAAUAGGGACGUCCCAUUCCACAAUGAUAAUUUUACUAUUUAUACCCCACACUUCUUACUGGGUUGCCCCAGCCACUCUGGGCAGCUUCCAAUAUAUAUAACAGCAUAAUAAAACAUUAAACAUUAUAUAGGAUUGCCUUCAGAUGGCUCCGGCGUUGGAUAGCGCCAUACCCUUCAACAGUUCUCCAGUGAAAAUAGGGAUAUCCUAAGGAAAAGUGGGACAUUCCAGGAUCAAAUCUGGAAUCAGUGGCCUCCCUGGAAAAUAGGGACACUUGGAGGGUCUGAGAGCAUUCCCAGCAACCCUUUUCUUCCUUGUCUCGCUUCAGAUAUACAAAUGCUUCAGAUCGCAGAGCCUCCGGACCCCAUUAAAGAGUUUCAUUUUCAUCCCAGUCACGUUUCCUAUUGUGGGCCUUCAUUCAUGAGCCCAGGAGAUAUUGCCAGGCUCUCCUCCUCCUCUGUGGGUCUGUUUGAAUGAGGCUUGGUUGCAAGACCUUCUGCUCCACAAAGGGGUCAGGACACCCAUGGCUGCUUCUCACUGCAUUUCAAGGUGAGAAAGUGCCACAGAAAGGGCCUCUAUUGAUAGCCAAAAUCUGAGUUGCCUACUGACCCAGAUUCUCCCCCCUACAUCAGGAGGCUAAAACAACCUCUGUGGUGUAACCCACAGACUCAAACAAGCAGGAUUUCACUGGACAUUCCUUCGGUAUGUUAUUUUUAAAAACUGCCAUUUAUACAACAGCCUCAACGUGUCCUUUUUAGAAACGGUUUUGCUAUUUUUGCACGAGGAGAUAUCGUGUAACUGUUUUAAGCGGCAUCCUAUAAUCUUCCCCAUUCCAAGAAAGCGUUUAUGAAAUGAGUUUUAGAAAGGCUUCUCCUGCUGACUUAUUCUUAGCUUUUGUUAACAUGGCAGGAGAGGGUGUCUCUUUACACAAAGUGGUUUUAGCAGUUGAGAAACUAUCAUCUUCACAAAGCAAAGAAUGCCAUCCCUCCCCAGUAAACACAGCCUCUUCCUCUGGCUAAAAUGAGGUGGGGGCAGCCCACCAGACAAACCACAAGCUCACUUUCCCACGUGGGACUUCAGGGGACAGCGCCCGGCAGAUGCUUUGGCCCUCCGCUGGGCCAAAAUAAACGGCAGCGUUUUCUAUUCCAGGCCACCCAAGCCAGGCCAAUUUUUGCUUUCUUAAAGGAUAAAAUAUGCAGGACAAAGAUGGACCCAAAAGUUGCAUCUGUUCUCUAAAACUAGCUUAGCUGAACAUGCAAGAGAAUAAUAGAAUCAUAUAAUUGUAGAUUUGGAAGGAUCAUCUAGCCCAACCCUUUGCAAUGCAGGAAUAAGCAGUUGUCCCACACAGGGAUCAAACCUGCAACUAUGGCAAUAUCAGCACCACACUGAGCUGUUCAGUAUAUGACUGUUAAUAAAUUGAAUGAGGCAGCUAAUUUAGGGUGUCGUCUUGAAAGGGCAGCUACACUAUUACUUUUUAAUUUAUAAUUAUUGUGUUUUUACUCCCAGGUCAAGGUGAUUGUGGAACUUUCUGGUCAAAAUGAUGUAGCCAACUUUGGGUACAAUGCUCCUUGACAGGUGUGAGUGUGACAUUGGCUGCUAAGAACAUUAGAAGAGAUUUGUAUCUGGUUCAGGGCAAAAGCGGGCUCACCUAGUCCAGCAUCCUGUUCUCACGGUGGCCAACCAUAUGCCCUAAAGGAAAGCCCACAAGCAAGCAGAGCCUGAGUUCAACAGCAGCAGUCCUGCCCCUGAGCUCCUCUUGUGAUUCCUAGCAACUGUGUCCUUUUCCACUUCAGGCAAGAAAACCAUUUGGAGCUAGGCCUGGACUUUAGGUCAGAGGGUCUGGCUGCUGCACCAGAAAUGGGGGAAGCCCUGGCAAUCUCCUGUAACAUUUUACGGUUGACCCCGUUAUUCCACCUGGCUCCAUUUUGCUGCUGCUGUGUACUGUGUUCAUUUACUUUCAAGGGGACGAAUUCAGGAGCAUUCUGGGAAAUUAACCUGGCUCUGUCAUCCUGUUGACUGAACUGAAUCCGCUUGCCCAAAGCUUAUCUAGAGGAAUGAAAUGAUGUUUGAUUGCAAUGUUGACAUGUCUCCCUAUGAAAUAUACUCAGAGUCGCAAAGUGAUUUCAUGCUCUUAAUUCAGCUCAUAGUGGUGAGGAGGAAUGAAUGAAUGUCCCCUCACAGUAUCUGCUUUAUAUACAUUAUUUACACAAUGGGCUGCACAUGAUUGGCUAAUUCUGGAAUUCUACUGUAAGCCAAUCAGGUUGUGGAUUCACUUCUAUCUGGAGCAGGAUUGGGUGGUUCCUGCCAACCAAUCAUACUGCUGCAUUGUUCUAGGACCAAUCAGACUGCUGCAUUUUGGAUCCUAUUGUUCUAGGACCAAUCAGACUGCUGCAUUUUGGAUCCUAUUGUUCUAGGACCAAUCAGACUGGUGCAGUUUGGAUCCUAUUCAACUCAGUACAUAACACCCUAGUAAACAUUUUGCUCAACCCCCCCCCCCUUUCCCAGCACAUUUCCCAUCACUUCCCAAACUGCAAACAGCCAGGGGGUUUGUCUUUUUAAAGUGGAUUUGUUGCACCAUGGCAACAGAUUGCCUGAAUUUCUGGUAGAUGCUCAGAUCCCUCCCACAAAAUCCUGGCAGUCUUGGGGGUGCCCAAAGUGACAGGGAAAUGCCAUAAAAAGCUUGGAAUGAAUUGGUGAUUAACAAGAAAGGCAUAUAAAGAGCCCACAAUGGAAUCAGGAUGAAUGCAGGAUAGAUGCGCAUUGUCACAUGUAACCUCCCCACAAGCAAAUUGGAAUGAAGGCCAAGAACAUUCCCUACAAAAAUGUGAAAAGAAGACAAGAAUAAUGAAGCAGCAUUUUUGCCUUAUAAGGGGUCCCAGGCUGAGGGGAGGCAGGAGGCAAGGCAAUUGCUCCUAGAUGACUCCAACAGUCUCUCCUCUGACAUGUCCACGUUUGUAGGACACCCCUCUAGUUUGGGGGAGGGGACAAGUAACAAAUAGAGAACAGGGGAUGUUCUGAUUUUUCCCAUGAUAGACUACUUGUGUGGUUUGUUUUUUUUAAUAUCAAAUUCAUUUGUUUUUGGUGCUGAUGCUUUGCUGGAGCCCUAAGCAUGUGGUUAGCCUGCCUGUUGGGGGUCCAACACUGGGGUUAUGCAUUUUUUAAAAAGAGAGAGGAAAAAGUCGAUCUUUGGAACCAAUCACAUUCUCACAAUCAACCCACCAUAGUGUCCCAGCAUUCCAAAGAGAAUGAUGGGGCCCAAAAAUGUCCUUUUGACCUAUGUGGUCCCUGGGGCUGACCUACUGCUGCCUUGCCUUCUACCUUAGGACUGGGCUUGGCCCGAGAGGCACCCGUUGUGUGCCAGAAUGAAGAGCAGUGUUGGGGAGCCCAGAAAGAAGGCCAAGGAGGCCCCCUUCUCCGUUUGACUCAGGCCAGGUUCAAUUCCAGGGCUCAGGUUGCCAGAGGGGCCAGCGCCUCUCUUUAGAAUCAGCCCUUGCAGCCAACCAGUCUCCUAGCUGGGCCCAGCCAACAGAAGCGUCUCUUUGCUCUCCUUCAGGUCAUACUGACACAACCGCACCACAGAUAUUUUAAGCCUCCACUGCUUGAAAUAAACGCUGCUCGAUUUGCAAGUUGGUUUUGUACAGCAGGCUCUUUUCCAACCCCUGGCAACACAAGUGUGUGCGGUUGUGUCAGUCUGGUCCCUAUGGACGUUGUUAGUGCCAGUCUCCAAAACAAAUACCCUGAGGGUGCUUUCAGGCACGAGACAGGCUGACUUUGUGGCUCAUUUUGCAAAUUUGUGCCUGGUAGGCAUGAAUAGCCCUCUUCUACAUGAAUUUGUCUAAUCCUCCUUUAGAGCCAUCCAGGCUGGUGGCCAUCACUGCCUCCUGAGGGAGGGAGUUCCACAGGUUAACAAUGCAUUGCCCUGAAUCCCACAACACUCCACUUCAUAGGAUGUUCUCAAGUUAUAGUGUUAUUAGAGAGGAAAGAAGACUUUUCUCGAUCCACUUUCACCAUGCUUUGCAUCAUUUUAUAUACUUCUAUCAUGUCACCACUUACUUGCUUUUCUCUAGGCAAAAACAUCCCAAACGCUACUACCUUUCCUCAUAGGAGAGUCGCUCUAUCCCCUUAAACAUUUGGGUUUCCCUCUACUGAACCUGUUCCACAGCUGUUCCACCCUCCCUGAAUUCAUGCUGUCAAUAAACUAUAUCCAUCACACCCCAAUAUCUCUUUCUGGAUUAGUCAAAUCUAGAUUAAUCAUUCUUCUUUUUUUACUCAGUUUACAUCUCUUUGCAGCAGCUUUCCUGACUCGUCAGUUGUCCAGUUUGGACAGCUGCUCCCUUGGGAGCUCUCCAGAAGACCCCUUCUUCGGAUUUCAUCAUCGUGAACCGUAUGGGGCUGAUCCACAAACUUUGGGCACAUCCCUUCAGCUCACAGAGACUCAGAGAAUUGUAGAGUUGGGAGGGAUCUCCCCAAGAGUCAUCUAGUCCAGCCCUGCAUGCAGGAGUCACAGCUAAAGAAUCCCCAGUGCAUGGCCAUCCAACCUCUCUCUUAAAACCUCCAAUGAAUAAGUGUCCAACUUCUUCCAAGGGAGUCCAUUCCUCUGUAGAACAGCUCUCACUUUCAAUUCUGGUCAUAAACGUUCAGUCACAACAGUCUGGUUUACUGCUUAGUCCACUCUCCUGUGAAUGCUGUAUUAUCUAUUUCCCUUUACCCUCCUUCCAAUAACAGAACCUUCUUCCAAACUUUAAGGGAACCUCUGCUCUUGUUCCUUUGCAAAGAAGCAUUUUUCAGGAGCUGUUGAGGAGUCACUGUGUCAAUAUUUUGUAAGCACAAGUAUAUUGCUUGGGAUUCAUUCAUUCAUUUUACUUCAUUUCUACCCCACCUUUUCUCCUCAAGCAGCACUGGGUGGUGCGUACCUGGUUCUCUGCCUCCUCAUUUAAUCUGCACAACAAUCUUGUGAGGUAGGUUAGGCUGAGAGAGUGACUGGUGAGCCAGCAAGCAUCAUGGCUGAGUGGGGAUUUGAACGCCGGCCUCCCAGGCCUAGUCCGAUACCACACUGGAUCUCUAUUGGUUUUAUUGUAUGGGGAGUGUAAGCAUCAUCCAUCCGCCCGCCCCUGCCCCCCAUCUGUCUGAGAAUAAAUCGGUAGGCUUCUGGUGUGAGAGAGUGCAUGCAGCACAUUAAAGUGAAAAAGGAUUUGCUUUCACUUGCUUGCCAGAACAGUAGAAUGUGUCUGUCGUAUGGAAGUGGGAGAACCCUUUUGAAAAGAGUAACCCUAUCAAACAAAGUGGGGCUUACUUCUGAGGAGGCUUACCAAGGAUUGGGAAUUCUAACCUCAGCCAACCCAGGUGCAAAUGGAAGCAGGGCAGUCUUUAUUCCAGAUUAUCGCUAACCCAGAAUACUUUUCGUCCUGGUUCUGCCCUGCUAGAAUGCAGCCUUUUGCUUUGGCCCACUUCCGGGUCCAAGAAUUACUUAACACAGAAUUCACCCAGAAACCUUCAGAGAUUCUCUCCUGCAAAGGUCAGGCAAAAUUUGCAGAGAGUUUCACUUGCAAACAGGCCAUGGAAAGAGGGUGUGCAUAGAAGAUGCUUAUUUAUAACCAGCCGAGGACACAAGCUGCAAUUUCUCGACUCUUUCUCUGUCAUUAGGCAGCAGGAGCAGCAGUAAGAUCAUAGGGAUUCCUGCAUAGAACAGCAGAGCCUUGAUUAGAGGUUUGGCUGAUCUGGCCACCAGUUGUACUGAGGGUUGGGAGUAGGGAAGGGAGCAGCAGGUGAUGCUGCGGAGCUCACAAAAGCUCCAUUGUAUGAAUGCCUCUGAAUCGUAGACUUGUAGAGUCGGAAGGGACUCCCAAGGGGCAUCUAGUCCAACCCCUUGCAAUGCUGUAAUCACAGCUCAAAAAUCCCUGACAGAUGGCCAUCCAACCUCUGCUUAAAACCCUCCAAAGAAGGAGAGUCCACCACCUUCCAAGGUCAUCUGUUCCACUGUUGAAUGGCUCUUACCAGUGCUUUUUUUCUGGGAGGACACAGGGGUAUGCAUACCCCUAAACAUUUCAUGAAUCUAAGUUUGGCCCCAUUGAGGGGCAGUAUUUCAAUAUGAGUAGGAAAAUGAGAGUACCCCUAAACAUUUUUUUUAAAGAAAAAAAGCACUGGCUCUUACUAUCACAAAGUUCUUCCUAAUGUUGAGUCAGAAUCUCCUUUCCUGUCAUUUGAAUCCACUGGUUUGGGUCCCCUGCCUCCGGAGCGGCAGAAAACAAGCUUGCUCCAUCUUCCAUGCGACAGCUCCUUGGGAAUUUGAAGAUGGCUGUCAAAUCAGCGCUCAGUCUCCCCCAGGCUAAACACACCCAACUCCCUCAACUCAUAAGGCUUGGGCAGCUCCAGCGGGCAGGACUAGGAAGCCAAUUUCAGCCAAACAUUAAACACCAAACAUGGUUGUCACCUACUAGUCAUUUUGCUCUUUUCUUCUUGUUGCCUCAGGACACUCGGACUUCAGCGGAGUUUGACGUCAGCCACUUGCCGGGUGCCAUUUUGGUUCCCCCCGAAGCAGAUGCCUUGCUGGAGUUUUUCAAGACACGGCUUGCGCCAGGUAUAGCCAACUCCUCAUGUGGUGAGAUCCUCACAGUCUUGCCAGCAGGACUCUGGCAGGGGUUCUGUGGUGGGACCAUCUCAUCCAUCAGGCGGGAGAACCUGGUUAACUUCUCCACACAAAUCAUGAAGGCACUAAUGCUUCUAAAUAAAUGAUGUAAGAUAUAAUAAUAUUAAUAAUUUUUUUAUUUAUACCCCGACCUCCCUGGCCAGAACCGGGAUCAGGGUAGCUAACACCAAUAAAAUUACAAUAAAACAUAAUAGGAAAGGAAAGGAAAAAAACACUAUAUAGGAUAAAUAGUGUAUGAUAUACUUCUUUUCUUCUGUUCUCUCUAAGCUUUUUUUUUUAACUUUAUUAUGUUCAAUUGAAAUACUCUCAAUAAAAAAAUUAAAAGUAAAAAAAUGAAAUUAAAAAUGUAUUACGUUUUGGAACAGCAAUUUUCAAGAUCAAUGGCAAUCCACGAUGCUUCCUUCCAGCCUUCUCGUUUAUACACAUAUUUUGUUAUUUAUAACUGUCCUGAUGUUUUGCAAUUCUCUUUUCGCAACAAGACGAAACCAGCCCUUUCUCUCUAUGGACGCAGAAUGAAUGGGUUUGGGGUCUGCAAGGCCUAAGGCUUUAUGGCAGAAAGCCAUUUCUCCCAUAUAUCUAUAUCUAUAUCUAUAUCUAUAUCUAUAUCUAUAUGGAGAGUCAGCCUGAAGGUGGGCGAAAAGGUGAAAAGUUUAAAGCGUGAAGGAAGUGCACGUGGAAUGUUUGAAGGCUUUUAACCAGCAGUGCUGUUUCCCUGUGUUUUUCCUACAAAGCUAGUUUCUUGUGAUGUCUAAUUAACCAGGUUGUAAUAACUCGGUCAUCCUGAUAAGAGCUGUUAAGUUCUGCUUGUGAGCAGCACACCCAUAAAUCAGCUCAGAAGAGUGUCAGGAUGAUGUGGGUUUUCUCCAGUCCAAUUAUGCAGACUUUUACUCUAAUCACUUUCCUCUCACACACAUCUCUGUCUCUUCCAGGGCGGGAGGAGGAGGGUCCCAGCAAGCCCAUCAUUUGCUACUGCACAGUGGGUUAUCGGUCGUCCAUGGCAGCUGAGCUCCUGGGCAGCUACUUCUCCAGGGAGGCUGGGAAGACCUGCAUGGCGUCGCCCAAGAUCUACAACGUCUGUGGUGGCCUGGUGGCUUGGGCCGUUGAACGGAGGCAGAUGGUGGACAAGCAGGAGAGGCCCACCUCGGUGGUACACCCCUACAGCCCCACCUGGGCCAAGCUGCUCGAGCCUGAAUUCAGGGCAGAGAUCUGAGGAGCAGCUUGAGCUGAGGCAGGGGGCCUUCCUGGCAAAUUAUUCCAAAGCAGCAGCAGCAGGUGACUGUCAGAACACACAAGCACCCACCCCAUCCUGAAAGUAGCAUUUCAAGGACUCUCAGGCGUUGCAAAAGAGACUUGCCAGACAGUUCAAGUCUUGCAGUGUUUGCAACAGAAUAUUUUGGGAAACAAAGCAGGGGCAAGCCAGUGUGGUGUAGUAGUUAAGAGCGGUAGACUUGUAAUCUGGGGAACCGGGUUUGAUUCCCCGCUCCUCCACAUGCAGCUGCUGGGUGACCUUGGGCUAGUCACACUUCUCUGAAGUCUCUCAGCCCCACUCACUUCACAGAGUGUUUGUUGUGAGGGAGGAAGGGAAAGGAGAAUGUAAACUGCUUUGAGGUUUUGCGCAAUCAGGCACUGUAUAAAGUCUAUGAAAUAAAGAAAUGAAAUAAAACGAUGGCUUAGAUUCCUCAAUUACAGAACUCCCUUGGGAAAUGAGGGCUGCAUGUUUCUACCACACGGG